AUGGAGAGACCGGUAAAGGAUGGGAUCCUCUAUGUGCAGCACUGCAAAUUUGGAAAGAGGUCCUGGAGGAAGAUGCGAGCCCAGCUCUUCGCCGCCAGCCCCUUUGGUGUUGCCCGCAUGGAGAAGUUCGACGUGCGGGAUGAUGGCACGGUGCUGGAGAAGUCCUCUCUGCGGCGAUCUGGUCGCCGGGUGAUCCGCCUCUCAGACUGCGUCUCCGUGGGCCCAGCAGGCACCGAAAGCUGCCCCAAAGCCACCGCUGCCUUUUACCUCACCACCAUGGAGAAGAGCUACGUGCUGGCAGCCGAGCAGCGGGAUGAGUGGAUCGCCCAGCUCUGCCAGCUGGCCUUCCAGGGUACAAAGGAGACAGCGCAGAGCAGUGCCAGGACUCAGCCCAGCCUGGCUGUCCCCAUGGAGGAGAACUCCCUUUACUCCUCCUGGCAGGACUUGACUGAAUUCCCAGUGCUGGUGGUCCAGACGGACGCAGCUGACCGCUGUGGUCUGCACGGGCACUACCUGCUCUCGGCCCUUUCCCAGAGCCUGACGCUGAAGGACCCGCAGUCCCGCCAGCCCCUGCUCACCUGGCCCUACCUCUUCCUCCGCAAGUUUGGCCAGGAUCAGAACAUCUUCUCCUUCGAGGCCGGCCGCCGCAGU
This is a messenger RNA of Mesitornis unicolor (brown roatelo), 651 nucleotides long. It is a transcript of the gene DOK3, whose product is annotated as docking protein 3. The record is from RefSeq and is a predicted model, not a curated record. Lineage: Eukaryota; Metazoa; Chordata; Aves; Mesitornithiformes; Mesitornithidae. The transcript has 5 exons. The annotation marks the transcript as partial. Gene Ontology annotation, cellular component: cytoplasm. Gene Ontology annotation, biological process: cell surface receptor protein tyrosine kinase signaling pathway; positive regulation of MAPK cascade.